Molecule: messenger RNA, 2763 nt
Organism: Pistacia vera
Lineage: Eukaryota; Viridiplantae; Streptophyta; Magnoliopsida; Sapindales; Anacardiaceae
Product: probable disease resistance protein At5g63020
Exons: 2
Coding region: 1-2763 (920 amino acids)
Molecular function (GO): protein binding; ATP hydrolysis activity; ADP binding
Source: RefSeq, a predicted model, not a curated record
AUGGGUAACGUCUUCUCUUUCUCAAUCUCAGGUGAUGAAAUUUUAUCUCGUUGCCUGGAUUGCACGGUUGCGAAAACUGCAUACAUAAGAGACCUCGAAGACAAACUUGGUGAUUUGCAAGCCGAAUACCAAAAAUUGAUUGAAGCAAGGAACGAUGUAACGAAGAGGGUUAUGAUUGCUGAAGAGCAACAUGAAAUGAAACGGCUGGACCAAGUGCAAGGCUGGCUUUCAAGGGUGGAAGCGGUGGGAACUGAAGUUGAGGAGAUAAUGAAAGAUAGCUCUCAAGAAAUUGAGAGAUUACGUCUUGGCGGCUAUUGUUCCAGGAACUGCAAAUCCAGCUUCAAGUUUGGAAAAUGGGUGGCUGAAAAGUUGCGAGCUGUGGCCACUUUAAAGAGUGAAGGAGAUUUCAAAGAUGUGGCUGAGAGGGUACUAAAAGAUUCGGUUAAUGAAAAACCAAUUGAUCCAACGAUAGUUGGUAUGCAAUCCAUAUUUGAUAGAGUUUGGAGAUGCCUUGGAGAAAAGCAAGUGGGAAUUAUAGGACUACAUGGCACAGGAGGAGUUGGUAAAACUACACUAUUGACUCAAAUCAACAACAACUUCUGCAACGAACGAAAUGAUUUUGAUGUUGUGAUCUGGGUAGUGGCGUCUAAAGACCACCAAGUUGAGAAGAUUCAAGAAGAGAUUGGGGAAAAGAUAGGUUUGUCAAGCGAGUUGUGGAAGAAAAAAAGUCUCCGUUAUAAAGCUGAUGACUUGUUCAAGAUUUUGAGAAAGAAGAAAUUUGUUUUAUUAUUGGAUGACAUUUGGGAGAGAGUUGAUUUAAAAGACGUGGGAAUCCCUCAUCCAGAUCCAAACAAUGGAUCAAAAAUAGUUUUUACCACUCGUUCUGUUGAGGUUUAUGGCCAUAUGGAAGCUCAUAAACAUUUUAGAGUGGAGUUUUUGGAAAAUGAAGAAGCAUGGAACUUGUUUCAAUCAAAGGUUGGAGAAGACACUCUUAACAAUCAUCCAGAUAUUCUUGAAUUGGCCAAAAUUGUAGCCAAAGAGUGUGGUGGUUUACCGCUUGCACUCAUUACCAUUGGUAGAGCAAUGGCGUUCAAGAAGACACCUGAAGAAUGGAGCCAUGCCAUUCAAGUCCUAAAGAGAUCAGCCUCUGAAUUUCCAGGUAUGAAUGAAGUGUAUCCUCGUUUAAAGUUUUCUUACGAUAGUUUGCCGAACGACAAAGUUAGAUCUUGUUUCUUAUACUGUAAUUUAUUUUCUGAAGACUUUAAUGUUCUUAAAGGGGACUUAAUAGAUUAUUGUUGGAUAGGUGAGGGAUUUUUAGAUGAAUAUGAGGGAAUUGGAGCUCGAAAUCAAGGAGACCACUUUAUUGGUAUUCUUCUUAAUGCAUGUUUAUUGGAAGAAGUAUCCAGUACUGUUUAUGAUAGGGUGAAAAUGCAUGAUGUGAUACGUGAUAUGGCUUUGUGGAUAGCAUGUGAAGUUGAGAAGGAGAAGGAAAACUUUUUGGUCCAUGCAGGUGCCAGACUAACAGAAGCACCAAAGGCUGACAAAUGGAUAGGGUUGAGAAGGAUAUCAUUAAUGGAAAAUCAAAUAGAGAACCUAUCAGAGGUUCCUACAUGCCCUCGCCUCCUCACAUUGUUUCUGAAGGACAAUAGAUUGAAGAUGAUAAAUAAUGACUUCUUUCAAUCUAUAUCUUCUCUAAAACUUUUAGAUCUUUCAUUUAAUCCUCUCACCAAGCUACCAUCAGGAAUCUCGAAGUUGGUUUCACUACAACAUCUUGAUCUCUCAGGGACUCAAUUAGAAGAGUUGCCAAAAGAGUUAAAGGCUUUGGUUAAUCUUAAAUGUUUGAACUUGAACGGCACAAAUCAUCUUCGUACAAUUCCGCGUAAAUUGAUAUCUGAGUUUUCAAUGUUACGCGUAUUGAGAAUGUUCUAUUGUGGUUUUUUCAGUGAAGAUAGCAUUUUGUUUGGUGGAAAUGAAUUUUUAGUGGAGGAAUUGCUUUGUUUGGAAGUUUUGAAUGUGUUAAGCAUCGACUUACGGAGUAACUCUGCACUCCAAAAAUUUUUUAGCUCUCGUAAGUUACAUAACUUGAUCAACUGUCUGAGAGUUCAUCGUUUCGCGAAUAUUAAGUCCCUUAAUGUUUAUUCUUUAGCAACUAUGAAGCAUCUCGAAAUUCUACACAUUUCAGAUUGUGAAGAUUUGGAAGAGGUGAAGAUUGAAAUAAUAUGUGAAGUCCAAGAGAUACGAGAACCUCAUGGUUUUCAAAACCUCCGGUCAGUACAUUUAUGGUCUUGCUUUAGAUUGAGGGACUUGACGUGGCUUAUUCUUGCUCCCAAUCUCAGGUCUUUGUUUGUUGGGAAUUGCUCUGAUAUGGAAGAAAUAAUCGGUAUCUCAAAGUUUGGUGAAGUUCAACAGAUAAUGGGAAACUUGAACCCAUUUGCAAAAGUCAAUGAUUUUAUACUAGGAAAACUGCCAAAAUUGAAAAGCAUCCACCGGAAUGCCUUGUCUUUCCCACUUCUGCAGGAAAUGAAUAUAUCUGAAUGUCCACUACUUAAGAAGCUUCCACUUGAUUCCAGUCUCGCAAUCACAAACAGACUUGAAUUUGUUAUCAGAGGAGAUAAACAUUGGUGGGAAGAGUUGGAAUGGGACGAUGAAGCUACUCAAAAUGUUUUUCUACCCUUUUUCAGAUCAUUGACGAUUAACAGGCAUCAAAAUGAAUGUGGAGAGCCUGAAGCAGAACUUGGAAGUGUACAUAAUUAUGUAUUUUGA